CAAGUGUUUCACUCUUUUCAUUCACGCUUUCAGAAAGGUUUUGGUAUUUCACAGCUUUUUGGGUUUCAUCACAUAAAACCCGCUUUUAAAUACAGGUUGAAGAAGAAAUGCAGUUUUGGGUUUAGUCCAAAUUGUGUGGAGAAAUGGGUUGUGCUUGUUUUGGUGCUCUGAAUUGGCGUAAAGGGAAGAAUGAUUCCUCUCAACUUGAGACUCCAGGGAUUGGCACCAGUAAUGCAAGGCUCUUUUCCUAUAAUUCAUUGAGAUCAGCAACAAUGGACUUCCAUCCGUCGAAUAAAAUUGGUGGAGGGGGUUAUGGAGUUGUCCAUAGGGGGGUCCUUAGAGAUGGUACUCAAGUUGCUGUCAAGUCUCUUUCUGCGGGAUCUAAACAAGGCACAGAUGAGUUUCUGACAGAGAUUAACAUGAUAUCCAACACACGGCAUCCGAACCUCGUUAAGCUAAUUGGAUGCUGUGUUGAGGGAGAUCAUCGGAUAUUGGUAUAUGAAUAUCUGGAGAACAACAGUCUUGCAAAUUCUUUGCUUGGUUCAAAAAGCAAAUAUAUUUUUCUGGAUUGGCCAAAAAGAUCUGUGAUUUGUGUGGAAACCGCUAUUGGUCUUGCAUUCCUUCAUGAGGAAGUCGAACCCAAUAUUGUGCAUAGAGAUAUUAAGGCUAGCAAUAUACUUCUUGACGGAAAUUUUCUCCCUAAAAUUGGAGAUUUUGGGCUUGCAAAACUUUUUCCAGACAACGUCACCCAUGUUAGUACUCGAGUGGCAGGAACUGUAGGUUAUCUCGCCCCAGAAUAUGCACUCUUAGGACAGCUUACGAAGAAAGCUGAUGUGUACAGUUUUGGGGUGCUGAUGCUUGAAAUAAUAAGUGGAAGUAGUAGCAGCAAAGCAGCAUUUGGAGAAGAAUUGCUGGUUUUGGUGGAAUGGACAUGGAAACUAAGAGAAGAAGGAAGACUUCUGGAUGUUGUUGACCCAGAGUUGACCAAAGUUCCGGAGGAUGAGGUAACACGCUUCAUUAAAGUUGCGCUCUUUUGUACACAAGCAGCUGCACACCAAAGACCCACGAUGAAGCAAGUAGUGGAGAUGCUUUCGAAACAAGUUCAGCUGAAUGACAAGGCGCUUACCAAGCCUGGAGUGUACAGAGCACACGGCGCAAGGCACUUCGGUGGUGCUAGUUCGGAGGAGACGUCAUCUUCACAGGCAGAGAAAGGGAAGCAAUCAGCGAAUCGUUUCGAGGAUCCAACACAGUCAAAUGUUGCGGACUUUGUAACAGAAAUGUUUCCAAGGUGAUCAUCCGCCAGUGAGCAUCAUAGGAAUGAUCUAUUAUCCAUUGUUGACGAGGCAAUGCUGCACGUUUGAGUAUAUGUUCUUUCCUGUUAUAUGAGUAGUCUUCUUGAUGUAGAAUUAGAGAAGGAAAUAGUAGAGAUAAGAGAAAGAAGAGGAAGUGGAAGAAAUUUAGACAAAAAAAAAAAACAAAAAAGAAAAAAAAAUUGAGAUAGAGGGAUGAGGAGAGAUCGAGAAGGAUAAUAAUAUUGAGAAUUCUACACUCAAUAAUCAAUCCAUUCUGAAUUUGUGAAUUGUAGCCAAUUUAUAGGGUCAUUACAAAACCAAACAGUACUAUAGAUAUAUUAAAUUAAAUGCAUAAAAUCAUAUAACUCUACAAAAUAAAAAU
Morus notabilis is the source of this 1674-nucleotide messenger RNA. RefSeq names its product cold-responsive protein kinase 1. Gene Ontology annotation, molecular function: protein kinase activity; ATP binding. The coding region runs from base 144 to 1292 and encodes 382 amino acids. The record is from RefSeq and is a predicted model, not a curated record. The transcript has 7 exons. NCBI's taxonomy places the organism in Eukaryota, Viridiplantae, Streptophyta, Magnoliopsida, Rosales, Moraceae. Gene Ontology annotation, biological process: protein phosphorylation.